Ectocarpus sp. CCAP 1310/34 is the source of this 1072-nucleotide messenger RNA. The record is from the annotation of a GenBank genome assembly. NCBI's taxonomy places the organism in Eukaryota, Phaeophyceae, Ectocarpales, Ectocarpaceae.
AUGGAAAAAGAUGGGAUUAUUGAGCAGAGACCCAGUCUUUGGGGCUCCGCUGUUGCCAUAGUAGCGAAAGCUGAUGGCACUCCCAGAUUCUGCGUUGACUAUCGCUCUACGAUCAAUAAAAAUUUAAUUCGAAAAUCUUGGCCCAUGCCAGAUAUCGAAUCCCACAUUGAUACCGUUGGUGGUGCGAAAUAUAUCACAGUUUGUGACAUUCAAAACGCGUAUCAUCAAAUGGAAAUACCAGCAGAAGAGCAAGAUAAGACGGCUUUUGUAACACACAAAGGGAAAUGGGUCNGGCAAGAUAAGACGGCUUGUGUAACACACAAAGGGAAAUGGGUCUUUAAACGCCUCCCCUUCGGAAUUACGAAUGCUCCCUUCUUGUUUGCCCGGAUGAUGUCCCUAGCCUUUUCUCACCUUGGACCACGCAGUGGACUUCUGGUGUACAUGGACGACAUCAUCUGCUGCAGUUCUACUUGGGAGAGCCAUCUAACUUUAUUAGAAAGCAUGCUGCAGGCCCUCCAAGCUGCCGGUCUCACCCUGAAACCCUCUAUAGUACAAUUUGGACCAAGAGAAGUCAAAUUUUUGGGACACAUAAUGUCUGAGAAAGGGAUUCGCAUAGAGGUAAAACGUUUACUCAGCGAAGCCCCCGUACUAUGUUUCCCUGACUUUACCAGAUCUUUCGUGGUUCAUGUUGAUGCCAGUGAAGUUGGUGCAGGAGCAUUCCUAGCCCAAAAGAAUGGUGACGACCUGAAUAUUAUUGCAUACUUCAGCCAGCGAUUUAACAAAGCUCAACGCCACUACUCCCCCACGAUGAAAGNCGUUUACUCAGCAGCGAAGCCUCCGUACUAUGUUUCCCUGACUUUACCAGAUCUUUCGUGGUUCAUGUUGAUGCCAGUGAAAUUGGUGCAGGAGCAUUUCUAGCCCAAAAGAAUGGUGACGACCUGAAUAUUAUUGCAUACUUCAGCCAGCGAUUUAACAAAGCUCAACGCCACUACUCCCCCACGAUGAAAGAAUGUUACGGAGUUGUUUUGAGUUUACAACACUGGAGACCCUACCUGUGGGGUAAACAUUUUGA